UGUCUGUUUCUGUAAAGCUGACUUCGCGAUCGGCACCCACUACUGCUGCACACGCCAUCCUCGGCAGCUCGGAUCAAUUGAGUUGACCUUUCCUAGUUUCAGCACGUUUGCGGGCCUUGAUCUUCCUCGCCAAUCUGCAUUCUCCAAUCUCCAAGCUUCAAUCUACAAGCCUUUCCCCAGAGAUUCGACACAUCCCGCUGUCGCGCUCACGGACCUAAUCACAAUCCACUCCAAGUCAAAAGUCGACGCCAAUGGCGGCUCUAGCCCGUUCCUUUUGAUCCUGUACGAAUCGGACUUAGCAUCCUGCCCCCCAACUGGUUCCUUAACUUGGUUCUAUCCUACUCGACGAGUCGACUACUCGCUUAGUGCCUUUCUAAGUCUUACCCCAAGCUGCCGAGUCCAGAGGAUUAGCUAUCGUCCUCUUCUCGCCUAAUAUCUGGCUCCCGACUCCAUUCAGUCUGCCUAUGCCGUCCCUUCUUCUGUCCUCCGCUCGCCGCAGGCAAGCAAGCCGUCCCAGCUCGCCCAGCACCGCGGGGCUCUGAAACCAUGCCGACGUAUCCCAUCCGCCGCCGCCCGCGCGAGUGCAAGACUUGCCUACCGUGUCGCGCCAGCAAAGUCCGCUGCGACCGCAACGUGCCCUGCAGCAAUUGCCUCAAGCGCAACUUCACCUGUUCUUACGGUCGCCCCUCGGCUUCUGCUAAACUCCCCGUGCCCGUCUCGGCCAGCACCACUUCCUCCACGCCGCUACAACCCUCCUUCUCCUCGGUCGGCAUAUUGCCAGCCUACGAUGCGUCUGCGCCGCCACCUCCUCCGCCUGUGCGCGAUGGCUCCUACCUUCACGAUCAGUCUGCUACCGCUAGUGAUGAACCCGACCUCCCGGAGAUAAUCGAUAUUUCGCAGGAGGAAUGGGACGAGAUUAACACCAAGAUGGUUGCGAUGGAGCAGAUCCUGGGCAGCUUGCACUCAAUGUUCAAUUCACAUUCGUCUGGAAAACGCUCCGAGACAACGACAAUAGCUUCGGAACGAAAGAGUUCUACCCGGUCGGAAGGCGUGUACGGGUCCAACGUGUUGAGGACGGGUGCGGUCCAUCUCGGGUCCCGAUCUGCCCUGGUCGAUAUUCUGGAUAAAUCGAAGGGUGAUGAGGAUACAGCGCAGGCGCUGCCUCAGGAGGAUCUACUGGCAGAACUUGCGCUGGGCAACGAAUCGGCCGCGUAUCCGUUCGUGGAUUUGUGGUCCUCCGAUCCGUACACGUUCAAUAUUGCUGGGGUGUGUGCGGUGCUCCCGGACGAUGAACAGUGUCGACGAUUUUUGAGCUUCUAUAAAGAUAUCGGUGCGGUCUUGUAUCCAGUCCUGCCCAACCUCGACGCGCUAGAACGAAAGACGAAUCGAUUACUCGAGGGGAGACGGCGGGUAGGAGGUGUGUAUAAACCAGAUGCCAAUGGGUUAGUCAAGCCGUUUGGCAUGGACUUGCCGUUUCUCAGUUUGCUUUUUGCGGUGCUGGCCUCGGGCUGUCAAUUGUCCGAUCUGCCGAGUGCCGAUCGUGAAUUGACUUCAUGGAUAUACGUUUCUUGUGCAUAUCAAUGCCUGCGGAUGUUGAAUUAUGUUUCGCAGCCGACAGUAGAGGUUAUUCAGAUCCUGCUUAUAAUCAGCAAUGUCCUUUCAUACAACAUGAACGCCGGUGCUUCUUAUACAUUACUCGGCAUGACGGAGCGCAUGUGUCUCGUGCUUGGACUUCAUGUCGAAUCAACCGGAUUCACACUCGAGGAACAGGCCAAUCGAAGGCGCGUAUGGUGGACCAUGGCCUUCCAAAAUAGCCAUUUCUCACUAGCCUACGACCGACCAUCCAUCACCAUGGUCAGCCAACCCGAAAUUCCCUUUGAUCGUAAAUCGAUGCCCGGGCAUCGAACAUACUUUGAGACCCUAUGUCGGGUGGUAUCGCUGGCGCUGGAAGUUUUGCGAUCCCGGAUGUACCCUGAAACGCAGGAGCCUCGGUACCAUGAGAUUCGCGAGUAUAAACAGCGAAUCCAGCGCAUGCUCGCUGAAGCCACGCCGCACUUGCGGCAUCGCGAUCAAUGCCGAACGCUCGCCGAGCAUUUAGAGCGCACAGAGCUGCGUCUGCAUUCAUCAUAUCUCCUCUCCGUGCUCUGCCGAGUGUCCCUAGACCGACAUUCACAUCUAGACGAGCAGCGCCGAGCUCUAAUCCGCGAAGAAUGCAUCAGCAGUCUCAUCAGCACCAUCGACGCCUUCGUCGAGCUACACGAAAUCAAUUCGCACUGCUCCCGAUCAUGGAUCAGUCUCCAGCGAUCCAUCGCAUCCGCCUUCCUGCUGGUCGUAAAUGACGACAGCCCUCAAACCUGGGAGUUGAUUGACCGACUGGAAAAAGUCCUAGCCGACCACGUCUAUGCAGACGGAGACGCCGAACACAAUAAUCGCACCGAUUCGGCUAAACAUUUGUCCUCAUCGUUGCGCGCGCUGCGUGAAAUUCGGGAGACUUUCCGCGCGCGUAAACCCGUGCCGUCUAUGACUAUCUCUGAACCGACGACGUAUUCGCCGUUGAUUUUGCCGUCGCCGCCUUCAAUAGAUACCACCCCGAGUCUGCCGCCUAAUAUGGUGACUGCGGGUGGACCGAUGGAGGAUUGGAAUAUGCGGAAUAUCCUGGGCCGGGUGUCGGAUGUCAUGUUGUUCCCUAGUAUGAGUGGUACGAGUCCCGUUGCUUGAGAGAGUGUUGGAUAGGGAUUGGGAUUCGUUUUUGGUAUUGGGUUUGGAUUUUCCCUUUGCAUCAAGGCGUUGGAGGGCUUGUGGUUUCCUUUUGGAAAUGUGGAUGAGAACCCAGGAAGGGUACUCCGGGUCUUGAUUCUGUUUUUCUAUUAUUGUAUACCCUGGCAUGGGCACUGAGCUAGUACAGCAAGUCAGUGCGGUUGAUACAAUCCAACAUGCGCGUGUCAUGCGAUUUCCCACAUUACCUACCUGAAAUUGUGCAAAGAAAAGAAACUCGAUGCAUGGUCCAACUCCAGAAUAUUGUACCCCGGUGAUAUCAUAC
Penicillium subrubescens is the source of this 3040-nucleotide messenger RNA. RefSeq names its product Zn(II)2Cys6 transcription factor. Lineage: Eukaryota; Fungi; Ascomycota; Eurotiomycetes; Eurotiales; Aspergillaceae. Bases 547 to 2718 code for a protein of 723 amino acids. The transcript is spliced from 5 exons. Gene Ontology annotation, biological process: DNA-templated transcription; regulation of DNA-templated transcription. Gene Ontology annotation, molecular function: carboxy-lyase activity; DNA-binding transcription factor activity, RNA polymerase II-specific; DNA binding. The record is from RefSeq and is a predicted model, not a curated record.